Tupaia belangeri chinensis (Chinese tree shrew) is the source of this 757-nucleotide messenger RNA. RefSeq names its product ribosomal protein L18 (gene RPL18). Lineage: Eukaryota; Metazoa; Chordata; Mammalia; Scandentia; Tupaiidae. The record is from RefSeq and is a predicted model, not a curated record. The transcript is spliced from 7 exons. Gene Ontology annotation, cellular component: ribosome; cytosolic large ribosomal subunit. Gene Ontology annotation, biological process: translation. Gene Ontology annotation, molecular function: structural constituent of ribosome; RNA binding. Bases 147 to 713 code for a protein of 188 amino acids.
UCCGACUCACCACAGAGAAGCACGACUCUUGGUAGAGCGCUGCGUCGCGCUCACGUGACGUCACGAGCCGCGACGCUCUACGACUUUCCCCGCCCACCGCGGGGCAGUUCUUUCUUUCCGGACCUGGCUGAGUAGAGGGCGCCAUCAUGGGAGUUGACAUCCGCCACAACAAGGACCGCAAGGUUCGGCGCAAGGAGCCCAAGAGCCAGGACAUCUACCUAAGGCUGUUGGUUAAGCUGUACCGGUUUCUGGCCAGACGCACCAACUCCACCUUCAACCAAGUUGUGCUGAAGAGGUUGUUCAUGAGUCGCACCAACCGACCCCCUCUGUCCCUCUCCAGGAUGAUCCGCAAGAUGAAGCUUCCUGGCCGGGAAAACAAAACGGCUGUGGUCGUGGGGACCAUCACAGAUGAUGUGCGCAUUCAGGAGGUGCCCAAGCUGAAGGUGUGUGCGCUGCGUGUGACCAGCCGGGCCCGCAGCCGCAUCCUGAAGGCUGGGGGCAAGAUCCUCACCUUCGACCAGCUGGCCCUGGACUCCCCCAAGGGCUGUGGCACCGUCCUACUCUCUGGUCCUCGCAAGGGCCGCGAGGUGUACCGGCAUUUUGGCAAGGCCCCUGGAACCCCGCACAGCCACACCAAACCUUAUGUCCGCUCUAAGGGCCGGAAGUUCGAGCGUGCCAGAGGCCGACGUGCCAGCAGAGGCUACAAGAACUAACCCCAGAUGCUGCCCCGUUAUUAAAAAGCUUUUGGAUUCUGACA